AUGACUGAGCAAAUACCUCCCUAUUUUAACUGUUUCGAGGGCAUGCCCAUCGAGUAUGAUGGUAGCUAUUCCUCGCUAGGCUCUGUCAUGUCUCCCCAUAACUACCACCAAAACUCGUUCACGCCCCUAGCAACCUCUUACAACGACCAAGUUGCUUCGUACUCCUACCAGCUACCAGAGACUGGUAAUGACCUCUUGCCUAUCAGCCAGCAUUGCUUCUCCUCUUCCGACCACACCUCCCCCUACAACCCCUACCAAAUGCAAUCGCAGGCUCAUUACCCGCCAAGACUGAUGCUUUCACAAGCUUUUCCACAAGCUGCUCCACAAUCUGCGAUGGAGACUCGUUACCAGCAGCUUGGAAAUGACUCUUUCGUCGACACGGCAUCAGGCUUCGUGCCUCAGUGCAACGUGCUUCAGGGCAACGUGCUGCGUGAGUGUCAGCCAGCUGAAUUUGACGAGUACCCCGAGUACAACGAGUUCAACGGCCUCCGCGAGCAAUCCAUUAACUCUUUCUCCUCAGGCAUCGUUGGUUUCCAGAGACAAUCAGCCAACAUGCUCGGGCAGGAGCAGACAAUCAGCCCAAGUGCUUUGCACAAGUCACCCCUCGAUCUGCCUCCGCAGGCUCAGGUGAAACGAGUGCGGGCCAGCCCUCCUCAAGCGAAGCCUGUUGUUGUGUCUCAUCAAAUGAUGGUUGCCAAAUCCAAUACUCUCCCCAAGCACGCUGUAGCCAGUCUGCCUCAGUACCAUCAAUUUCAGUACUACCAGAGCCAGUUCCAACUGCAGCACCCACAGCAGCACCCACAACAACAUCAGCUGCAGCACCGUCGGCUCCAUUCCAUGCAGGUCCCAGACACCUUCAACAACAGCUACCAGGCGCUGACUGUUCAACCUACCCAGCCAGUCCAGCCAGUCCAACGUGCUCAGCCAGUCAUCAAGAACGAAGAAAGCGACGACGACGACGAUGACGACAGCCUCGACAUUGAUCUUGCCAACUCGGGCCUCCCAGUCUUAAACAAUGUCACCGUCAAUAAUGGCGCGAGAAAAUCAGUAUUCCCACCAAUACCCACUCUCGCCGCCCACCCAUUCCUCCAGACCCGUAGGAAUGAGAUCAUCAUUGAAGUUGCUUCUGCGCUUGGCCAGCGACUGGCACAGGUGUACUUCCUAUCUGAAAAAGAUCAACAAAAUGCAUUCCUGCGAAUCGCCAAGGACUUCGGUUGCUCCUACAGCGAAAUCAAAUUGAUGGGGCCCUUGACUGAGCCGGAUUCGACUUUGCGUGGUCGUUACCGCACUUUGAAGCUAUCACCUGAGCUCAGGGUUCGUUUGUUGAUGAGGGCCGUUGAGCUGUAUCGGGAGGUCCUCAAGGCCCCAAAAAGACCUAGGGCUCGUCGCGGAUCUAGCACCAGCUCUGCCACACUGACUGAUGCAGAGGGUAAUGAGGUGAAGAUUAUGUGGAAGCACGUGCAAGAGUUCAUCAUCAGGGAGGGCGGUUCUUACAAAUUCUCAUACAAGAGCUGCAAGAAGAAGUACUUCGAGGUAAUCGCGGCUCAGUCUGGUUGA
This is a messenger RNA of Talaromyces proteolyticus, 1557 nucleotides long. RefSeq lists its product as uncharacterized. The record is from RefSeq and is a predicted model, not a curated record. The transcript has 2 exons. NCBI's taxonomy places the organism in Eukaryota, Fungi, Ascomycota, Eurotiomycetes, Eurotiales, Trichocomaceae. The coding region runs from base 1 to 1557 and encodes 518 amino acids.